Molecule: messenger RNA, 1601 nt
Organism: Selaginella moellendorffii
Lineage: Eukaryota; Viridiplantae; Streptophyta; Lycopodiopsida; Selaginellales; Selaginellaceae
Exons: 1
Coding region: 135-1601 (488 amino acids)
Molecular function (GO): FAD binding; oxidoreductase activity
Source: RefSeq, a predicted model, not a curated record
CUCGUCCAAGACAUUAAUAAAACGUUCUCAUCCAAUCCCAUCACCAUUUCUUUUCAUCACCAAUCCAUCCGAUAGAAAGGGAGACCAUCCCUUUGUCUAGCUCUUGGGAGCAUUCCAUCGAGUAAUCGAGAAGAAUGCCGUCGUUAACGAUCCACAGGCCAGCAUUUCUAGCUGUUUUCCUCUCGAUCAUCGCGAUUUCCUUGCAAUUGGCAGCACCCUCCUCGAUCUAUCACGAGUUGGAGGCGAACCAAUCCUGCCGAUGCACGGCAUUCAAUAGCAGCUGCUGGCCCAGCGCCCAAUCCUGGCAGGAUUUCAAUCGAUCCAUCGAUGGCCGCCUCAUCGCGCUCUCGCCCCCAGCCUCCCCCUGCCACGAUCCCAACUUCAACGCGCAGGCCUGCAGGACCGCGCAGCAGCGAUGGGGCUUUCCAUUCUGGCGCGCCGAUCAGCCUGGCGCGAUGCAAGCCAGCAACUGGGAAGCCCUCGGCCGAUUCACCUGCUUGAUCAAUUCGCCCAGGAACUCCACUUGCUUCCAGGGCUCUGUGGCCACCUACGCGGUGAAUGCCACGGAGUCCCGCCACAUCCAGGCCGCGAUCGCGCUCGCCCAGGCCAGGAAUCUCCGGAUCGUGAUCAAGAACACCGGCCACGACUACCUGGGGCGAUCCACCGCCCCGGGAGCUCUCAUGAUCUGGACGCACAACUUGCGAGAGAUCGUCUACCACGAGAAAUUCGCGCCGAUGGGCUGCACCAUCCGGGCCGAGGAUCCUCCGGCGAUGACCAUCGGGGCGGGGAUCCAGUGGGAGGAUCUCUACGCGGCGGCGUUCAAUCGAAACCAUGUCGUGGUGGGCGGUGGAUCUUCCUCGGUGGGCGGCGCUGGCGGGAAUCCCAUGGGCGCCGGGCAUGGCCCUCUCUCGCCGCUCCACGGUCUAGCCGCGGACAAUGUUCUUGAGCUCAAGCUCGUCACUGCCGAUGGGCGAUUGAUCGUCGCGAAUCGCUGCCAGAACCGCGAUCUCUACUGGGCUCUGCGCGGCGGCGGGGGUGGAACGUUUGGAGUCGUGGUCUCUCUCACCCAUCGCCUCUAUCCACCUCUCACGAACAUCGUGUAUGCGAGCUAUAGCUUCGUGGCAUCGUCCAGGAGAGCGUUCCGGGAUCUCCUGGUGAGAUUCACGGAGCUCCAUCCAUCGCUGGAGAGGGCCGGGUGGUCGGGCGUGUUCGCCAUGAGCAAUCUCACGGCUCUCAGCAUGACCUAUCUCCUGCCCAACAGGAAUGUCUCCUUUGCCAACGCCACGCUCGCGCCGCUGGAGAGAUUCGCGCAGUCCAGUGGAUCAUCGAUCCAGCUGAACGCGAGCUUGCAGAAUUUCCCCUCGUUCCAGCAGUGGCACCUCGUGAUCCAGUGCGGCGGCGCGCCGGAUUGCCGCGAGCUCAACUCCUCCACCACGCAAUCGCUCGCCACCGCUGGAAUCCUCUCUUGCUCGCCUCGCGGCUCAUCCCAAGAGCCACGAUCCAGUCCUCGCCAAACGCCACCGCCGACGCUUUCAUCGCGAUCCAGGACAGAUUCCCGCUGGUGUCCAUCACCGGGAUCUUCGUCGCGGGUGGAUCCGUGA